Molecule: messenger RNA, 2347 nt
Organism: Drosophila melanogaster (fruit fly)
Lineage: Eukaryota; Metazoa; Arthropoda; Insecta; Diptera; Drosophilidae
Gene: croc
Product: crocodile
Exons: 1
Coding region: 286-1812 (508 amino acids)
Biological process (GO): regulation of DNA-templated transcription
Cellular component (GO): nucleus
Molecular function (GO): DNA binding; sequence-specific DNA binding; DNA-binding transcription factor activity
Source: RefSeq, marked reviewed
AGUAUCAGACGUGUUACUAUACCGAACGGUUCUGCGCUCGCUCUGCGCUCCCAUUUCCCCUGUACUACAAAUAGAUGCAUAUAUAUAUAUAUAUAUAUAUAGAUUUAUAUAUCUGCACUUAUGUGAGCGACUUGUUUAAGCAAAUAUUAUCGCUAGAAAUAAUAAGAAGCAGCCAGUGGUGAAGUGAUUAAGUUCGAGAAAGAAAGCAAGACAAAAGCAAGAGAGUACGAAAAUACCAGAAGGCGGCAGUGGAAAAUCGAUCAGAAAUCCGCCGGAAUCGCCGCCAUGCAUACGUUAUUCAGCGACCAGAACUCCUUUACGCGCCACUAUGCCCAGACCGCAGCCGGUUACGGAUCCGCAUCCGCGGUGGCGGCGGCCAGCAGCGCCUCCGCUGCAGCAGCGGCACAUUACGCAUACGACCAGUACUCCCGCUAUCCGUACUCGGCCAGCGCCUACGGCCUGGGUGCCCCGCACCAGAACAAGGAGAUUGUAAAGCCACCUUACUCGUACAUCGCCCUGAUAGCCAUGGCCAUCCAGAAUGCGGCGGACAAGAAGGUGACCCUGAACGGGAUCUAUCAGUACAUCAUGGAGCGAUUUCCCUACUAUCGCGACAACAAGCAGGGCUGGCAGAACUCCAUUCGGCACAAUCUUAGCCUCAACGAGUGCUUCGUGAAGGUGGCCCGCGAUGACAAGAAGCCCGGCAAGGGCUCCUACUGGACUCUGGAUCCGGACUCCUACAACAUGUUCGACAACGGCUCCUUCCUUCGCCGGCGUCGCCGCUUCAAGAAGAAGGAUGUGAUGCGGGAGAAGGAGGAGGCCAUCAAGCGGCAGGCCAUGAUGAACGAGAAGCUGGCCGAGAUGAAGCCCCUCAAGCUGAUGACCAACGGCAUACUGGAGGCCAAGCACAUGGCCGCCCAUGCUGCCCACUUCAAAAAGGAGCCCCUAAUGGACUUGGGUUGUCUAAGUGGCAAGGAGGUCUCCCAUGCCGCAAUGCUCAACUCCUGCCACGACAGCUUGGCCCAAAUGAACCACUUGGCUGGCGGCGGAGUGGAGCAUCCCGGCUUCACCGUGGACUCACUCAUGAAUGUGUACAACCCGCGGAUCCAUCACAGCGCCUAUCCCUACCACUUGAACGAGGACAACUUGGCCACGGUGGCCAGCAGUCAGAUGCAUCAUGUCCACCACGCUGCGGCGGCCCAUCAUGCCCAGCAACUGCAGCGUCAUGUGGCGCACGUGGCCCAUCCUCUGACCCCCGGCGGCCAAGGAGCGGGAGGCCAAUCGUCCGGACACUCGCCCACCACGAUCUCAACUCCGCAUGGUCCCGCGCACGGGGGUUGGUAUACCCCGGAAACGCCACCAUCGGAACCCGUUCCUCACAAUGGGCAGCAGGGCACACCCACCCACCCGGGACAUAAUAACAACAACAGCAGCAGCGUACUCAACCACAAUGGAGUGGGCAACGGUGGCGGAGGCGGCGGCGGUGGCGGUGGAGGAUCCUCCAGCGUGCUGACCAGCAGUCCCACAUCGGCACUGGGUUUCCGCGACAUGAUCUUCGAGCAGAACCAAUCCUGCCAACUGGACACCGGUAGUCCCACCGGCAGCCUACAAUCCGCCAGUCCACCUGCCUCCGCAUCCGUGGCAGCGGCAUCAGCGGCAGCAGCGGCGGCGGUGAUCAGUAGCCACCACCACCACCAUCAUCACCAUGCGGCGCUUAGCGGGAACCUGGGCCAGCUGGGUCAGCUGAGCAAUCUGAGCCACUACCGACCGCAUGUGGGCCACUACCAGGAGUACGGCAUCAAGUACGGGGUGUAAGCCUGUGGGCUGGAUUCUCGGCGACUGGGCUGGGCUCUCUUGUAUAUUCCUGUAAAUACAUACACCAUAUAAUAUACCCAAGAACGAGUCUACACAGCCUGGGGGUGGUGAUCCCUCGGGGUCCAGAGUCUGCUAUCUCAGAUCUUUUUGUUUCCAACUUGUUUUCGAUUUAUCCGUAUACGAAAUAAUGGGGGACAUAGCUGUUAAGCAACCGCAUUAACGUAUUGUAUUGUAUUAACUGUAUUUGUAAUUGUAGCUCGUAAUUGUUAUCGAAUUUAGGCAUAGUCCCAAUUGUCUGCUACGCAAUUUGUGAUGGGGUUUUGCUACACAGAACAUAAACUUAAAUUAGAGCAUUUUGUCAAUAACUAAAACUACCGCAUCGGAUCGAUCUAUCAUCGCCUAGUACACUAGCCUAGCCCACGUAAGCAAUAAUAAAUUAUACAACUAAAUCGUAGCUAUAACAUAACUAUCAAAACUAGCGUACCACCAAUAUGAGCCGAACAAAAAGUGUAUUGAAAAUAUGUUAAAAUAUCUC